CCGGCCGCUCCGAUGGCGGCGCUGCCGCUGGGGCUGGGCGAGGUGCGGGACGCGGAGCGGCGGCUGCGGGGCCGCAUCCAUCGCACGCCGCUGCUCACCUGCGCCGCGCUGGACCGCAUGGCCGGCAGGAGGCUGCUCUUCAAGUGCGAGCUCCUGCAGAAGACCGGGUCCUUCAAGAUGCGCGGCGCGCUGAACGCGGUGAGGAGCCUGGCGGAGGAAAGGCAGCGCAGCGGGCGGGAGCCGCCCCGCGCCGUGGUGACACACAGCAGCGGCAACCACGGGCAGGCACUCGCCUGUGCUGCUCGGGAAGAAGGUAUUCCUGCCUACAUCGUGGUGCCCCGGACUGCCCCACGGUGUAAGCAAGAUGCCAUUCGUGCCUACGGUGCCACACUGGUGCCAUGUGAUCCAAAUGACAAGUCCAGAGCCGAGACAGCAUCCACUGUAGUCCAGGAGACAGGAGGAGUCCUGGUGCACCCCAAUCAGGAGCUGGCAGUGAUUGCAGGGCAAGGCACCAUCGCCCUGGAGGUGCUGGAGCAGGCACCCCAGGUAAAUGCAGUGGUGGUUCCUGUUGGAGGUGGAGGAAUGGUUGCAGGAAUAGCAGUCGCCAUCAAGGCUUUGAGGCCAGAUGUGAAGGUGUUUGCUGCUGAGCCAAGCAACGUGGAUGACUGCUACCAGUCCAAGCUCCGAGGGGAGCUGACCCCCAACCUCCACCCGCGGGACACCAUCGCAGACGCAGUCAAAACCAGCAUCGGACCCAACACAUGGCCCAUCAUCAGGGAUUUGGUUGAUGAUGUCCUGACAGUCUCAGAGGAAGAAAUCAAGCGAGCCACGUGGCUGGUGUGGGAAAGGAUGAAGCUGCUGAUUGAGCCAACAGCAGGCGUGGGACUGGCAGCCGUGCUCUCGGAGCAGUUCCAGGCAGUCCCCUGGGACGUGCAGAACGUUUGCAUCGUGCUGUGCGGGGGAAACGUGGACCUGAGAUCCCUGACCUGGCUCACAGACCUCUCUGGGAAAGCAGCAGAAUGAGGAUGGAGUGGCGUUUCACGGAAUGAAAAUGUCACUCUGCAUUUGUGCAGCGGUUUAUGUGCAACUAAAAACAGAUCAAGUUCAAA
Messenger RNA from Lonchura striata (white-rumped munia), 1109 nucleotides. It is a transcript of the gene SRR, whose product is annotated as serine racemase. Lineage: Eukaryota; Metazoa; Chordata; Aves; Passeriformes; Estrildidae. Gene Ontology annotation, biological process: D-serine biosynthetic process. Gene Ontology annotation, molecular function: ATP binding; pyridoxal phosphate binding; magnesium ion binding. The record is from RefSeq and is a predicted model, not a curated record.